Sardina pilchardus (European sardine) is the source of this 1162-nucleotide messenger RNA. RefSeq names its product chemokine (C motif) receptor 1b, duplicate 2 (gene xcr1b.2). Gene Ontology annotation, molecular function: C-C chemokine binding; C-C chemokine receptor activity. Gene Ontology annotation, biological process: cell chemotaxis; positive regulation of cytosolic calcium ion concentration; immune response. NCBI's taxonomy places the organism in Eukaryota, Metazoa, Chordata, Actinopteri, Clupeiformes, Clupeidae. The coding region runs from base 31 to 1032 and encodes 333 amino acids. The record is from RefSeq and is a predicted model, not a curated record. Gene Ontology annotation, cellular component: external side of plasma membrane; membrane. The transcript has 2 exons.
UCUCAAGACAUACUCCAGAAGGCUUUUCAAAUGUCUGGAGACAUAAAUGACAGUUUAUACACUACUGAGGAUGAGGAAUAUCCCGUUGAGCUUAUAUCGCAACCCCAUGUAUCCGAAAAAAUCACCGCCGUGUGCCUCCUAACAGUCUUCGUGCUCAGCGUGGUGGGCAACAGCCUGCUGGUGAGUGCCCUCGUCUGCCUCGAGGACUUGCGGCGUGUCUCCAACCUCUACUUCCUCUGCCUCGCCUCGUUCGAUCUCCUCUUCACACUCACACUGCCAUUCUGGGCGGUCUACCUCCUGCACCACUGGGUGUUCGGUGACAUUGCCUGUAAGCUCCUGAUUGGAGCCUACUUUGUGGGACAGUACGGGAGUCUCGUGCUUCUGACGGCCAUGGCGCUGGACCGCUUCUGUACCGUGGUGCUGAAGGGACGCUACACGGCCCGGCCGGGCCGGAGGCUGCGCUGCGCACGCCUGGUCUGUGUGGCCACGUGGGGCGUCAGUGUGGCCAUGAGCCUCAGAGAGGCCCUCGUCUCUGUCCACUCGUCCUCAAAUGGAACGCACUCAUGUGAAGAUGGACAGAGUGGAGGUUUGGAUGACAAUGUUUGGUCCUACAUGCAGAUAGUUUUCCUCUUCCUACUUCCUCUUGUCAUCAUUGUGUUUUGCUACAGCUGCAUUUUCAGGACGGUGCUAUCUGUCCCAAACAUGAGAGACAGGUAUGGCUCAGUUGUGCUCCUGUUUAGUAUUGUCACCGCUUUCUUCAUCUGCUGGGGACCCUACAAUCUUGUGCUGUACCUACUCACAGUUCUUGAUCAAUCAGAGAGCAUAAUGCUUGCAUACGGAAUUUGUCGGGUUCUUGCUUAUUCUCACUGCUGCAUCAAUCCGCUACUUUACAUGCUCAGGCCGAGAUACAGGAACCUGCUCUGCAGACUCGUCCAUUGUUCAGAGAACGCUAGUCAGCCAAACAGUCACGCUAUUGAAAUGCAGAGGGGGCCCGAAAGUGCAAUGUGUGUGGAGAUGACGCUGAUGGAGUAAGGCUAAUACAACAAAUGUAUAAGGUAUAUUUGAACUGGUCAAUAUUUAACUAUUUAAGAGUGUUUUAUGCUGCUUUUGUGUGUCUUCAAUGAACAGACAGUAAAAAUAGUAAAAGAUUAAACCAAUAGUA